CUUCGCCUUUGACUGUGGCGUCAUCCUGUCCAGUUUUACUGCGCCACGAUUGCGGUCGCUCGAAGUCUUAUUAAUGAGCGGGGAAGAAGAAGGACUGCCUACAACCCUCACAGCGGCGUGCGCCUCGAACCUUGCCAGCAUUCGGGAGCUCUCCCUGCUGGGAAGAUUGCGCGCCGUUAUCCUGCAAAGCAUCCUGCGCGCAACGCCAUUCACGACAUCGCUCAGUCUCGCGUUCAAAGACCGGCAGCACUCUGCAUUCACACACGUCGACUUCCUGCGAGUCAGCGAGGCUACUCCCCUGGACCGGAUCUACGUACCGGCUCUCGAGAUGCUCAGGAUCGACCAUCAGAUGUUCUGGGUCGACCCGCUUGUUCAGCUCGUUCAGAGCAGGAAGAACGUUCCGGUUGUGGCGGAUCUCAAGAUGAUUGGAGUCCCGAUGGAGUUUGCGGUGGACAAUGCGCAGCUGCUUCAGCCGCUGCGAGACCUUGCUGUGGAAGUUGUGGGCUGGGAGCCUGGAUCUGUUCCUUAUUUCUUGGACAAACGAAGACGUAUCUGAUCAAAAUAAACAAUCGUAAAAGAGCGCGUAUAGCUCGCGACACAUGUCUUGUAAAUCCUUGGUGUAUCCCUGUAUUGCUCGUUGCUUGUUGUAUGGGUUUGACGGUUCGAUCUCCC
Dacryopinax primogenitus is the source of this 672-nucleotide messenger RNA. RefSeq lists its product as uncharacterized. NCBI's taxonomy places the organism in Eukaryota, Fungi, Basidiomycota, Dacrymycetes, Dacrymycetales, Dacrymycetaceae. The record is from RefSeq and is a predicted model, not a curated record. The transcript is spliced from 2 exons. Bases 74 to 556 code for a protein of 160 amino acids.